AUGACACCACUUUUCUUGGUGUCGUUACUCCUGGCUUCAUUGCCUUGUAUCAAAGCCGAAUCAACUUUCUCUCCAGCUCGCCCUCCAGCUCAACCGCUCGCCGUGGUAUCUCCAUACUUGAGUGCAUGGCAGACUGCCGGAAGCGAUGGUGGUAAUGGUGGUUACCUUGCUGGUCAAUGGCCAUCAUUUUGGCCUGGACAGACUCUAGGAUGGACUGGCCUGAUCAGAGUUGAUGGCACCGCAUACGGCUGGAUGGGAGAUCCAGCAGAUGUCUCUUUUGUGAACCAGACUUCUUACACUUAUACAAGUACAUCUAGCAUCUAUGUACAGUCUGUGGAGGAUAAAGUACAGGUCAAAAUUACUUUUCUGUCUCCUAUAACUCCCGACGAUUUUCUACGGCAGUCACUCAUCUUUUCCUAUGUCGAUGUCGAGGUUGUGUCUUUGGAUGGGAGCGAGCACGAUGUUCAAUUGUACACGGAUAUUUCUGCUGAAUGGGUUUCGGGCGACCGUACCAACAUUGCGGAAUGGGACUAUGGCACCAAGGGCGAUUUGUCAUAUCACAAAGUCUAUCGUCAGACGCAAUUGGCCUUCUCGGAAAUCAACGAUCAGACUGAGUAUGGAAACUGGUGGUAUGCUACCACUUCGGAUCGUGGCUAUACCUACGAAUCCGGCAUCGAUGUUGACGUUCGAGGCCAGUUCAUAAACAAUGGCACUUUGACCGACACCGUGGACACCAACUACCGUGCUAUCCAAGAUAGUUGGCCCGUUUUUGCGCACGCAUUCGACUUGGGACGUGUAGGCACUAGAUCGACCAGCCGUUUAUUCUCCAUUGGCCUUACUCAAGAAGAAGCCAUUCAAUUCGAUGGCGCAGACGGUGUUGUUCCCUUGCCUUCAUUAUGGCUCCAGUACUUUUCAGACGAAAUCUCCGCCUUACAUUUCUUUCAUAAUGACUACCGAACCGCCAGCUCAUUAUCAGCUGCCUUAGAUGCUAAGGUACAGUCUGAUGCCUCGGCUAUCAGUGACAAUUAUGCAACUCUUGCAACUUUGGCUCUCCGGCAGUCCUUUGGUGCGACACAGCUUGUCGGUACUAACGAAACACAAUACCUUUUCCUCAAGGAAAUAUCUUCUGACGGCAACGUUAACACCGUCGACGUGAUCUUCCCAGCUCAUCCUGCCUACCUCUACACCAACCCUACAUUGUUGAAACUGGUCAUGGCUCCUCUCUUCGAGAAUCAAGAAGCUGGACAAUAUCCCAACCGGUGGUCGAUGCACGAUAUUGGCAGCCACUAUCCCAACGCCACCGGUCACACUGACGGUAACGAUGAGCAGAUGCCUCUCGAGGAGUGCGGUAACAUGCUUAUUAUGUCACUUGCUUAUUAUCUGGCUUCUAAGGACUUGGAUUUCCUUAAUACAAACUACAAGCUGCUCGAUCAGUGGACUCAAUUCCUGGUUGAUGAAGCUCUAUAUCCGGCCAACCAAAUUUCCACUGAUGACUUUGCUGGCUCACUAGCGAAUCAAACAAACUUGGCCCUCAAGGGAAUGAUCGGCAUCAAGGCCAUGUCCGUCAUUGCUAAUGCCACCGGUAAUCUCACCAGUGCAUCAAAUUAUAGCUCUAUCGCCAGCAAUUACAUUACCCAAUGGCAAACUCUCGGAAUCAACAGCGCUGCUGAUCCACCUCAUAGCACCCUAUCCUACGGCUCUAACGAUACUUGGGGUCUUUUGUACAACUUGUUUGGCGAUAAGGAACUUGGCUUGAACCUUGUCCCUGAAUCGGUCUAUGAAAUGCAGAGCAACUUCUACCCAACGGUAAAUGGCGAGUAUGGAGUGCCUCUUGAUACUCGUCACACUUAUACCAAGGGCGACUGGGAAUCGUGGGCAGCAUCUCUGGCCAGCGAAUCAACACGCGACAUGUUCUACUCCGACCUCGCGAACUGGAUCAAUGUAACACCUACCAAUCGUGCUCUCACCGAUCUCUACGACACUGUUACCGGUGACUACCCUGGCAUCUACUUCAUUAACCGACCUGUGGUAGGCGGUGUGUUCGCUCAGCUUGUUCUGGAGAUGGGCCUUCAUCCAUAG
Messenger RNA from Talaromyces amestolkiae, 2079 nucleotides. RefSeq lists its product as uncharacterized. Lineage: Eukaryota; Fungi; Ascomycota; Eurotiomycetes; Eurotiales; Trichocomaceae. Gene Ontology annotation, biological process: carbohydrate metabolic process. The transcript is spliced from 5 exons. The record is from RefSeq and is a predicted model, not a curated record. The coding region runs from base 1 to 2079 and encodes 692 amino acids.